ACGGCGCAAAGAAGGCGACCGGCGCGGAGAACGGGGAUCAGGGGACUGUCCUGCUAAGCUUGCGGUGUUAUUGACCGGACGACAGCUUUACUGGAGCUUGACCUGCUGCGUUGCCUUCGCCUCUGGUUUACUCCAAUUUAUUGUUUGACAUUUUCUCGACUGCAGAGGAGAAAGAGAGUGAAGAUCCCAAACCUCCGACCAGGCUCUGUUAUAUUACAACCAAGAAAUAGUUUCAUCCACAUUAAACUGCACUUGUGUUUUUGGAAUAGACUUCUCAAACCGGCUGGAUUUGGUUUCCCGCAUCAGUAGGAGAGGUGGAGGGCGCACAGUUUGGGCAAGAGGUGCGGGAGAAGCAGGAGAUUCUGGGGUUGGGUAGGUUUCCCAGCUCCCCUUGGAUGGGAUUCCGACCGCAGCCCGUGGAUGGCGGGAUGAAACCUGGAGAAAGAGACGCGGAUUGAGAGAGGAGGGAGAAGAGGAGGAUGUUGUCGGCUGCUGUGAGAAUACAAAACGGACGCACCCCGCUGGAAGAAAGGAUUGAACUCUAAACCCGAGCGGAAUUUACAAGAAGGAAUCCGUUUUUUUUUUCUUCUUCUUCUUCACAUGGGGCACAUUCUUCGGGUUGGAAUCUAUUAUGGAGUUACAAUGAAAUUCCAAUGAUGGUAUUUGGAGACAUAAUUGCGCCCUGACGCUCGAACCCGGCGCUCCGGAAAGAGUGAGGUGACCCCGACUGAAGACUUUGACCUGCACCUCAUCGAUGAUAUCGCCACGGUAACAUGUGAUUCUAGAAGGGAUCUCAUCAGCGUUUACAUCUCAUGGUGUUGAGUCCAGGUGGGGUGGUAACCAUGGAGAGGCUGUUGCUGUGUCUUAUGCUGGCGGUUGCCAUGGCAGUGCGGGGACAGAUCUGCCCGAAGCGUUGCGUGUGUCAGAUCCUGUCGCCAAACUUGGCGACUCUCUGUGCCAAGAAAGGCCUGCUGUUUGUGCCGCCCAACAUUGACAGGCAUACAGUGGAGCUGAGGCUGGCUGACAACUUCGUCACAAGUGUAAAAAGGAAGGACUUUGCAAACAUGACUCGCCUGGUGGACCUGACGCUGUCUCGAAACACCAUCUCCUACAUCACACCUCAUGCCUUCGCCGAUCUGGAGAACCUAAGGGCCCUUCACCUCAACAGCAACCGACUGACCAGGAUAGGGAACGACACCUUCAGUGGCAUGUCGAAGCUCCAUCACCUGAUCCUCAACAACAACCAGUUGGUCUUGAUUCACCAAGGAGCUUUUAAUGACCUGCUGGCGCUGGAGGAACUGGACCUCAGCUACAACAAUCUGGAUUCAAUACCCUGGGAGGCCAUUCAGAGAAUGACAAGCCUUCAUACCCUGAGUUUAGACCACAACAUGCUGGACUUCAUUCCGGAGGGAACCUUCUCUUUGCUGCAGAAGCUUAACCGCCUUGAUGUCACCUCAAAUAAACUUCAAAAACUGCCACCGGACCCACUUUUCCAGCGAGCGCAGGUUCUCGCUACAUCAGGCAUCAUGAGUUCCACGUCCUUUGCGCUGUCGUUCGGCGGAAACCCUUUACACUGUAACUGUGAACUGCUGUGGCUGCGACGGCUCAACCGAGAGGACGACCUGGAGACCUGCGCCUCGCCUCAGCAUCUCUCCGGCCGGUACUUCUGGUCCAUUCCUGAGGAGGAGUUUCUGUGUGAGCCACCGCUCAUCACCAGAUACUCACACGAAAUGCGUAUCCUGGAAGGCCAAAGAGUCGCUCUACGGUGCAAGGCGCGAGGAGAUCCAGAGCCAGCGAUCCACUGGAUCUCUCCGGAGGGCAAGCUGGUGUCCAACUCCUCCAGAACAUUAGUGUACGCCAACGGGACUCUGGACAUCCUCAUCAGUACCGUCAAAGACACGGGCUCCUUCACCUGUAUUUCCUCAAACCCGGCGGGUGAAGCCCACCAAACUGUGGAUUUGGUCAUCAUCAAACUGCCGCACAUCUCCAACAACACCAACAACAUUCAGGAGCCGGACCCGGGCUCCUCGGAUAUAUCCACGUCGGCCCGGAGCGGGGUCAACGGGAGCAACGUGACCGGCGACGUGAAGGGAGGCGUGGACAAGAGGGUGGUGAGUGCGGAAGCCACCUCCUCAACCGCGCUGAUCAAGUUCAACUUCCAGAGGAAUAUUCCUGGGAUCCGAAUGUUCCAGAUACAGUACAACGGAAGCCAGGACGACUCCCUUGUUUACAGAAUGAUACCACCGUCAAGCAAGAACUUCCUUGUCAACAACCUGGCUGCCGGGACCCAGUAUGACCUGUGUGUGCUGGCCAUCUAUGAUGAUGUCAUCACCUCCCUGACAGCGACGCGAGUGGUCGGAUGCGUACAGUUCACCACCGAGGCGGAGUACAUGAGCUGCCAUUUCAUGCAGUCGCAGUUCCUCGGUGGGACGAUGAUCAUCAUCAUCGGCGGCAUAAUCGUGGCAUCAGUGCUGGUGUUCAUCAUAAUCCUGAUGAUACGAUACAAGGUCUGCAACCCAGCCGAUGUUGGUAAGGGCGUCAGCAUGUCGAUGACCAACGUGCACUCGCAGACCAACGGGCAGCAGAGCCAGGGAUGCACGGUGACGCCCAGCGCCUCCAAACAUGGCUCCAUUGGAUUCGAAGAUCUAUCCGGUGGGUUGAAGAAACCAAGUGGAGCGGCAGGAGUUUCUGGGAAGGAUACUCAGUCUUCAGAUUCCUCCUUGCCGGAUCGUUCCACAGCGACGUCUGUCCUUAGCCAAAACUGGGGAGCCAGAAGCCCAUCUGCGGGUGCUGAGACCCAAGCUAAAGGGGGCGAGGAGAAAGUGUCUUUUGUCGUCGAAAGAGGCCAGUCCGGCGUCUCCUCUCCCACCGGUACUAGCUCACUUACCAAGCCAAAGCGAAAGCCCGCACCAAGUAAACCAGGCUCCACUGGCUCCUCGGGUACCCAUGACUUCCUCCACAACUCCUCCCCUCAUCCGCCCUCCACUUCCUCAUUGUCUACCAACUCCUCCACUCUUGUCCCAACACCCAUCCCUCUGGACAACCUCAACACCAACCGCAACAACUCCACCUCCCUCAACCAAACUCCGCCACCAUAUCCCAGCCCUCUGGCUACGGUCAGCCCAGUUCCUUCCAUCCGAUAUAGAGAAACGCCUAUACUGCGCCGGGCCCCGCGCACCUCCUCCUCCUCUGCCAAGUACCAGACUCUUCCAGCGGAGGAAGUGGGGAGAAGCCGAGCCAGACGGAGGUACUCCCUCAGUGAAGGAGGUUCUAAGACUCAGUCAUCCAGUAGCGGAGGAGGGCCUCAAAAAAUAAGUCGCAUAAUGAGGAACAAAAGGAGCCAAUCAAUGAGCGGGCUGAUCCCCAAAAAUGGGGAAGCAGACUCGGAAAAAGGACGAUGUGACUCAGAUUGGAUCUUGGAAAGCACAGUUUAAACUGGUACCAGCCCAUGGAGAAAAAAAAAAAAAAACCUCUAACACCCAUCAUCUUUGAUUUCUUUAUGCAGCUGAGAGGUUUCUUAGAUAAUAUGUGUAUAAAAGGGGGUUGUCUUAUAUGAAACUGUUUGCUAUUGUUGUUUAGAAUGUCUAUGGUUUGUAUGCUGUUUAUUUUCCAGUGUGUGGAAACGGUUCAUUGCAUCUUUUGGGGUGCAGGUGUUAACAUAAAGUUUAUUUUUAUCAUUUUUAUUUAUUUUUUUAAAGAAUUUAUUUCACAGCAUACAAGGGCCAUUGAAAAUGUGAAUUUGUAGACAAAUAAUACACAUGAAAACGACAAAAUGAAAUUUAAAAAAUACUUACUUUUCAGUUUAAUUACCCUAAUAUGCUGUUCAUUUCAAAACUCAGUUUGUUCCCAUCUUCGACGGUCUUUUAUCGGUUUUACAGUUUGUCAUUUAGCGAGUAAAUAACCUGCCUUGUCUUGUUACGUCUUCAAGUUGUCUUGUUGGUUCCACCUUAUAGCACAAAGAAAACAAGGCAACGGGGUCGCCACGAAAAUCGCCACAAAAAAAGGGAGUAUUACAGGAAAUGAUGGUCGAAACAACACAAGAACUGAAAAGCACACCACGUUCACACACUGACUGGACGUGUGCGGUCACACUGCGGCAGAGGAGUAUCGGUCGGUGCCUUCUUUUGCACUUACAGGUAACGGAAUUCGAAAACCACACAGCUCCACCAACAAGAAUGAAGAUACGAGGAGAGACAAAGAUUUCACACAUAGCCUUUCUUAAUGCUGAGGACAUUUCUCCAACUGAGACAAAAAGUACGACACAGACUUGAUGGACCUCUUAUGAAAUUGAUAUUUUUUAAUGGAAAGAAUAACGAAAAAAAAAUCUUAUGAGCUUUUCACUGACAUUGGUAUACAACCGUCUCAGUUGGUCACACACUCCUGGAAAGCGUCUGUACAGAAAAAGACAACAUGUACUGUGUUGUUAUGUUGUGUAAAAUAAAAAAAGGGACAAAUAGAAACGUGUGGUUG
Messenger RNA from Synchiropus splendidus (mandarinfish), 4470 nucleotides. RefSeq names its product leucine-rich repeat and fibronectin type-III domain-containing protein 5-like. The record is from RefSeq and is a predicted model, not a curated record. Bases 813 to 3434 code for a protein of 873 amino acids. The transcript is spliced from 10 exons. Gene Ontology annotation, molecular function: protein binding. NCBI's taxonomy places the organism in Eukaryota, Metazoa, Chordata, Actinopteri, Syngnathiformes, Callionymidae.